Messenger RNA from Eruca vesicaria subsp. sativa (arugula), 348 nucleotides. The record is from the annotation of a GenBank genome assembly. Lineage: Eukaryota; Viridiplantae; Streptophyta; Magnoliopsida; Brassicales; Brassicaceae.
AUGGAAGAGUGGCACCAAAAGUUACUAACCGGAGGGCGAGACUCUGUCUGCAGGGUGUGGGAUAUUCGCACCAAGAUGCAAAUUUUUGCACUCACAGGACAUGACAACACAGUUUGUUCUGUUUUUACUCGUCCAACAGACCCACAAGUUGUUACUGGAUCUCAUGACACGACUAUUAAAUUCUGGGACCUUCGAUAUGGCAAAACAAUGACGACUCUAACACAUCAUAAGAAAUCUGUCCGAGCAAUGACCCUUCAUCCUAAAGAGAAUGCAUUUGCUUCUGCAUCAGCUGACAACACCAAAAAAUUUAGCCUUCCAAAGGGAGAGUUUUGCCACAACAUGCUGUAA